Molecule: messenger RNA, 2106 nt
Organism: Nematolebias whitei (Rio pearlfish)
Lineage: Eukaryota; Metazoa; Chordata; Actinopteri; Cyprinodontiformes; Rivulidae
Gene: csf2rb
Product: colony stimulating factor 2 receptor subunit beta
Exons: 14
Coding region: 1-2106 (701 amino acids)
Biological process (GO): cytokine-mediated signaling pathway; immunoglobulin mediated immune response
Cellular component (GO): external side of plasma membrane
Molecular function (GO): cytokine receptor activity; protein binding
Source: RefSeq, a predicted model, not a curated record
AUGCGAAGGCGAUGCGAAGGCACCAAGGGCUGCGUCGUUCACCUGGCAGUCGUGCUGGGACCCCCACCACCAACUCACUCCACACGCAUAUCGUCUUCUUUGCUGGAAUCCUUACAAUGCUACAACAACUACAGGUCCCAUGUGCACUGCAAGUGGACGCCACAGAGAAACUCAACUCUGCAGGUGUGGGUCAGGACGAAUUUGGGCAGUGACUUGUGUGUUCCUUUCAACACUGCUCAUUCAGAAGAGGAUGGAUCUGCCCACUGCAGAUAUGACACUCCUCUGUUUUCUAUCGGCAUCACUCACACGGUCUGCUUUCUCAGCGAUGACACAAAGUCCCUUUGCUCGUCUGCCCAGCACAAGUUUGAGGAUCUCGUUCUGAGCUUGCGAGCUCACCCACCUUGGAAUCUGUCAUCAUCUGAGGACGAUGAUGGAGGUCGAAGAGUGCAGUGGGCCAGCCCAUAUCCUCCCUCCUCCUCCCUGAACCAAAACCUGACAUAUCAGCUCAGCUACAGGAUCCAGACUGGUGACGACUGGACUUCUGAGAAUGUCACAAUCACCAGUGUGAAACUUGAGAGGCAAAAGUUGCUUUCAGGCCACAGAUAUGAAGCCAGGGUCAGAACUCGGGCCAGUUUGGGUCAUUGGAGCAAAUGGAGCCCGGUGGUGACGUGGCAGACUAAAGAUGAUUUUGUCCAGGUUCCUCCUUUACACUGUGUUCUGGACGGAGAAACGUCUGUGAUGUGCAGCUGGGAGGUGAGCGCAGAGCUGGCUCACCUUAUUACCUACCAGCUGAGCUGCCGGCCCAACCAGACAGCACAGUCUGAGAGAUGCUGUGUGAACCCCACUGUGAGUUCUGACUCCAGAGGGACAGCAGUGAGAUUCAGCUGCUCGCUGACUGUCGCAGACCCCGAACAUCUGCAGCUGAGCCUCCAUCCAGUGCACAGUGUCAAGACCUUUAAAGUCCACCAACACAUUCGCCCUGACCCUCCUCAGAAGGUAACGGUGAGGAGGAAAGACGAGGACUGGUUGGUGGUGUGGACGGAACCAGCUACAGAACUCAAACUGUUUUAUCAGCUCUGUUAUUACAGGAAAGUGGAUCAGAGAUCUUCAGUUCUGCUGAACAUUUCAGGGAAGUCCAGGUCUGUGACCAUCCUGGGUACAUCCCUCACCCCUCUCCAGGACUACCAGGUCAAAGUCAGGUCGCUGGUCGUCCUGGGACAAGGCUCCCUCUACGAAGGAAUCCCCUCGGAAUGGACCGAUCCCGAGGACUGGACCUCUAAUGAAGGUGUUUACACGCCCUGGUUGCUCUCCUACCUGAUCUAUUUCUUCAGCGGUGUUGUAUCAACUGCACUAUUUCUGGUUCUGUACAACACCAUCCCAGCUUGUCAGAGGAAAGUGACAAAGUGGGAGAAUUCUGUUCCGUCUCCGGGUAAAAGCAAGCUGCUGUCUAAGAUCAAGUCGGCCCCCUCUCUGACCCCCAUGGAGUGCGAGAAGACCACCUUUUGCAAAGUGCAGCACCUCGACAGCAUAUCAACAUGCUCCUCAGAAGCUUUACUGUGGCCAUCCAAACACACUGAAACCAAAUGUGCGGAUCAGGAUGGCGGAGGCUGGAGCCAUGAAAACCUGCCCUCUCCGGUGGAGAAGGUCAACAGUUGUGACACGUUGUCAAUGAGCUUUAGCGGGCCGUACAUUUUCUGUCAGGUACCAGCACCUGUGCUUGUGUCAGAGGAUGUCCAGUGUGAAGACAAAGACAAAGAAACUCCAUCAGAGGUCCAUCAGUUGUCGUUUCUGGUGCCGUCUCCUCUUUAUGGCAAAGACUACGUGAGCCUGCCCAGCCAUGCUGGGUCGAUGUCCACGGAGGACUUGACGUCUCGCAGUGACAACACAAGUCAACAAGUGUGUGACAGUGCUGAGCAAGACCAACACUUUACAUGUACCACACCGUGGUCCAUUGCGUCAGACAACCAGUCCAGCCCCGGCAAGCCCACAGUCAGCAGUCAACCUUCAGAUUACACCUCAGAGCAGUUCUCCAGCUGGUCUCAGGUGGGCGCCAUUCAGUCCUCAGGGUACUGUCACCUCCCGCCUAGCCUUCAAGGCAGCAGCUAG